This is a messenger RNA of Oryza sativa Japonica Group (Japanese rice), 2343 nucleotides long. RefSeq names its product F-box/FBD/LRR-repeat protein At1g13570. The record is from RefSeq and is a predicted model, not a curated record. Gene Ontology annotation, molecular function: protein binding. Lineage: Eukaryota; Viridiplantae; Streptophyta; Magnoliopsida; Poales; Poaceae.
UAUUAAAAUAUAUUUAUAACUAGCUAAUAGCAUGCUAUUGUACCUGCUCUUAGAGCAAGUUUAACAACGCAGCCGGCCAGCCGGCUGCAUGCGUCGCUCUUCGCCCACCGCUGCGCCGGCUGCGGGCGGUAAGCUGGCGUUUUGAUGCAGCCUGGCCCACGAACAGAGAGGCAAACACCGAUGGCAGCCGGCGGUGUGUAAAAUACCCGCUUUUUUCUCUCUCUUCCUCUCUCUCUCCUCCGCGUAGGAUUUAGCCUGCUUAUAGCCUAUCAUAAUACUUGCUCUUAGCAAACCAGAUCGUGUCACCUGCUGGGGUUACCUGUACAGCUAUGGCGUCGUGAGUCGUGACUCGUGAGAGCAGCGGAAUUCAAAACGCAAAAAAAAAAAAAAAAAGAAAAGAAAAAGACCCUCGCUUCCGUUUCCUCCUCUCCCAAACUCGCCUCGCCUCGCCUUCCCGCCCGCCGCCGCCGUCGCCAUGGAUGCCGCCGGCGAGGAAGGGGGCAUGACCUACGGGGAAGUGGUGGACUACUUCAACUCCUUGCAGGACCCGCCGGCGCAGGAGCGCAUCGACUGCAUCAUCCCCUACCUCAUCUCCCUCCUCCCCGCGCCCUUCGUCCCCGCGCCGCCCGACGCCGCCUCCGCCGACGACUCCGAGGACGACCACUUCUCCUUCACCUCGUCCGACGACUACUCCGCCGCCGAAGACGCCCGCUCCUUCCCGUCGCCGCCGCCGGGGGAUGGCGAGGAGGACCACAUCAGCCGCCUCGCGGACGACCUCCUCUCGGAGAUCAUCUCCCGCCUCUCCACCAAGGAAGCCGCGCGCACCAUGGCGCUGUCCACGCGCUGGCGCCGCGUGUGGACGAAGACCUCCCUCCUCGUCGACGACGCGCACCUCAGGGACGCCGACAACGAGGUCUCCCUCGUCCGCGCCAUCUCCCGCUGCGUGGACGCGCACCCGGGCCCCGUCCGCUCCGCGCGCAUCACCCACGUCGCCUUCUACCACCACGAGUACGCGCUCCGGCGCCUCGUGGCGAGCCUGGCCGACAAAAACGUCGAGGACCUCAUCCUCUUCAACCGCCCGUGGCCGCUCAACAUGCCGCUCCCCGACGACAUCUUCCGCUGCGCCUACCUCCGGCGGCUGUACCUCGGCGCAUGGAUGUUCCCCGAAGUCGCCGCUGCCGCCUUAGUAAACCUCCGCGAGCUCGGCCUCUUCCACUGCAUCAUCCCCGACCGAGACUUCGACGCCCUGCUCUCGCUCUGCAGUAAGCUGGAGGUGCUCUCCCUCGCCAUGUCGUACAACUGCCCGUCGCGGCUCCGCAUCAAGUCCCCAAGCCUCCGGGCCGCGGUGGAGUGGAUGUCCAGCCUCGACGAGAUUGUCGUCGACGGCGCGCCAUGCCUGGAGCGGCUGCUCCUCCACCACGCCAUCCCCGUCGCCGAGCGUACGCCCAUCAAGAUCGUAAGCGCGCCAAGGCUGGAGGUGCUCGGCAUCCUGGACCUCCAGCUCCACGAGCUCCAGAUUGGCGGCACCACCAUCAGGCCUGGGAUGUGGAUGUUUGUGAAGUCUAGCGCCAAGCUCCCGAGCUUGAAGAUACUUGCUGUCAAGGUGUGUUUGGCGAUCGAACGGGAGAUCAAGCUGCUGAUGACGCUGCUCAAAUGCUUCCCUCACCUCGAGACUCUUCACAUCAAGUCCAUUCCUCCAUGCGCAUCACCUGAAAUCGCGAAUUGCGCGGAUGUUUGGGAAUCCCUGGGUUCCUGCGAAUGCCUCAAGUCGCAUCUCAAGACAGUCAGCAUCCAAGGGUUCCACACCGAGCGCUAUGAGGUGUUGUGCCUCAAGUACCUCAUCUUGGAGGGGGAGGUGCUCGAGACCGUGGCCUUCUUCUGCGAGGAUAAAGUGUGCUUCGCCGCCAAGGACGACGAGGCGGUGGAGAUCGAGCUGAUGUUUCCCAAGAACCUCGUCCAAGAUCGCUGGAGCUUCCAGAGCGCCAUUGAUCUGUCUCUCGACGAUCCCUUCUUCUACGCCGUGGAGAGCUGAUGGGUCUGUGCGUUUAUGGUGUUUUUGUCAUCCGACAUAGAUGGGUUCACAAAUCUAUGGAUGUAGCACUGACAUACUAAAUUCUUCAGAAAUUAACGGUGAACUCUGGAUGCUAAUUUAGUACUAGUUGUUAGGUUCUGGGUUGCGGAAGUACUAAAACUUUGGUGCGUAUUGUUUUGGGCCAAAAUCCACAAUCCUGUCUCAAUUUGAAGUUGUUCAAAAUCUCCCUGCUGACCGCCAGAUGGAACCUCUCCUGUAAGCAUGUUGUUUGAUAAGUCUAGCUUUCGGUUUCGGAUGUGUUGCAUUUUACA